CGGCGGCGGCGCGUGAGCGGCAGCGCGGAGAAGGAAAAGAACAUUGUGACGGAAACUUCGGUCGUCAGAGACCCCGCAGCAGCGAGGACACUAAGCACCCCGUCGCGGGGCGUGAGUGGCGCUGACCUGAAGCGCCGCGACCCACCGGACAGAGAAGAGGACCCAUCUACCAUUCCGUAUUUUCCUGGGUCUCUCUACCCAGCGCUGACGUGACGUGCUGACGGCGGGCCCAUGCCGGGGAGCUGGGCCGCUUUUUGUCAGUUUCGAGCUCGGCCCCUCCUCCCUCCCUCCGCCCGUCCCACCAGCCGGAGUCCGGCCCAGUGCUCCAGAAAAAGGCCGGCUUGUAGCACCCGCCAACGUUGCCGACUGUCUGCACGCCGGUCCGCUGAAGAACUGUAAAGAAGAUAGAAUUGUAUGUUGCACCGUACAGAAGCAGCAGAUGCUCAAGAACAGCCACAUGGAUGUGCAAGAUUAAAAUUAAAUUAGACUCAAGGGUAUAAUUAAGACAGGUUUAGGAGCUGUGACUAAUGAGAAUUAAAGGCCAUGGAUGAAGAUGAAUUUGAAUUGCAGCAACAGGAGCCAAACUCAUUUUUUGAUGGAAUAGGAGCUGAUGCUACACACAUGGAUGGUGAUCAAAUUGUUGUGGCAGUACAAGAAGCUGUUUUUGUUUCUAAUGUUGUGCAUUCAGACAUUACUACACAUAACUUUGUUCCUGAUGACCCAGGCUCAGUUGUAAUACAGGAUGUUAUUGAAGAUGUUGUGAUAGAGGAUGUUCAGUGCUCAGAUGUCUUAGAAGAAGCAGAUAUAAUUGAAAAUGUCAUCAUUCCUGAGCCAAUGCUGGACUCAGUUGUAACCGAAGAAGUUUCUUUAGCACAUCGCACAGUCUCAGGUGAUGUUUUAGCUGCUGACAUUACUUCAGCUUCAGUGUCUAUGCCAGAACAUAUCUUGACAAGUGACUCUAUGCAUAUGUCUGAAGUUGGACAAGUUGAACAUGUGGUUCAUGAUAGUGUAGUAGAAGCAGAAAUCAUCACUGAUCCUCUGACUACUGAUGUAGUUUCAGAAGAAGUACUGGUAGCAGAUUGUGCCUCUGAAGCAGUCAUAGAUGCCAAUGGGAUCCAUGUGGACCAGCAAGACAAUGACAGAGGCAACUGUGAAGACUACCUUAUGAUUUCAUUAGAUGAUGCUGGCAAAAUAGAACAUGAUAGUUCCUCUGGAGUGACAGUGGAUGCACAGUUGGAAAUUGAUCCCUGUAAAGUGGACAGCACUUGCCCUGAAGUCAUCAAGGUGUACAUUUUUAAAGCUGACCAUGGAGAGGAUGACUUAGGUGGAACUGUAGACAUUGUGGAGAGUGAGCCUGAGAAUGAUCCUGAAGUUGGACUACAUGAUCAGAACAGCAGUAUUCGUGUUCCCAGGGAAAAGAUGGUUUAUAUGACUGUCAAUGACUCUCAGCAAGAAGAUGAAGAUUUGAAUGUUGCUGAAAUCACUGAUGAAGUUUACAUGGAAGUAAUCGUAGGAGAGGAAGAUGCUGUUGCAGCAGCAGCAGCUGCUGCUGUGCAUGAACAACAAGUGGAUGACAGUGAAAUGAAAACCUUCAUGCCAAUAGCAUGGGCAGCCGCUUAUGGUAAUAAUUCUGAUGGAAUUGAAAACCGGAAUGGCACUGCAAGUGCCCUCUUGCACAUAGAUGAGUCUGCUGGCCUCGGCAGACUGGCUAAACAAAAACCAAAGAAAAGGAGAAGAACUGAUUCCAGGCAGUACCAAACAGCAAUAAUUAUUGGCCCUGAUGGACAUCCUUUGACUGUUUAUCCUUGCAUGAUUUGUGGGAAGAAGUUUAAGUCGAGAGGUUUUUUGAAAAGGCACAUGAAAAACCAUCCUGAACACCUUACCAAGAAAUACCGCUGUACUGACUGUGAUUAUACUACCAACAAGAAGAUGAGCUUACACAACCACCUGGAGAGCCACAAGCUGACCAGCAAGGCAGAGAAGGCCAUCGAAUGUGAUGAGUGUGGGAAGCAUUUCUCUCACACUGGGGCUUUGUUUACUCACAAAGUGGUGCAUAAGGAAAAAGGAGCCAACAAAAUGCACAAGUGUAAAUUCUGUGAAUACCAGACAGCUGAACAAGGGUUACUGAAUCGCCACCUUUUGGCAGUCCACAGCAAAAACUUUCCUCAUAUUUGUGUGGAGUGCGGUAAAGGUUUUCGUCACCCAUCAGAGCUCAGAAAGCAUAUGCGAAUCCAUACUGGGGAGAAGCCAUACCAAUGUCAGUACUGCGAAUAUAGGUCUGCAGACUCUUCUAACUUAAAAACACAUGUAAAAACUAAGCAUAGUAAGGAUGUGCCAUUCAAGUGUGACGUUUGUCUUCUGACUUUCUCAGAUACCAAAGAAAUGCAGCAACAUGCUCUUAUCCACCAAGAAAGCAAAACACACCAGUGUUUGCAUUGUGACCACAAGAGUUCAAACUCAAGUGAUUUGAAGCGACACAUAAUUUCAGUUCACACAAAGGACUACCCCCAUAAGUGUGACAUGUGUGAUAAAGGCUUUCACAGACCUUCAGAACUCAAGAAACAUGUGGCUGCCCACAAGGGUAAAAAAAUGCACCAGUGUAGACACUGUGACUUUAAGAUUGCAGAUCCAUUUGUUCUGAGUCGCCAUAUUCUCUCAGUUCACACAAAGGAUCUUCCAUUUAGGUGUAAAAGAUGUGGAAAGGGAUUUAGACAACAGAAUGAGCUUAAGAAGCAUAUGAAGACACACAGUGGCAGGAAAGUGUAUCAAUGUGAGUACUGUGAGUAUAGCACUACAGAUGCCUCAGGCUUCAAAAGGCACGUUAUUUCCAUUCAUACGAAAGACUAUCCCCACCGGUGUGACUACUGCAAGAAAGGGUUCCGAAGACCUUCAGAAAAGAACCAGCACAUAAUGCGACAUCAUAAAGAAGUUAGCUUGCCCUAGCAAUACGUCUACAGACUUUUCUAAAAAUUUUGGCCUUGAAGCAAGGAAAUUCAUUUUACAGCAAAUCUGUCUUGUUCACAUACAGUAUUGUACAUUGAAUUAUGCUGUAUACAAAUAGGAUUAUACUUCUAGUUGAUUUUUCUUUACAUUCAAUGCAGUGUUCUGGAUCCUGUUCAGUUUGUUUAAUAAAUGAGAAGUGGCAACAAUCAAGUUGCUUUUGGUAAAGUAAUCCCUGAUUCUAUACUGAAUUUUCAGUCUUAGAAGCUUUACUAUAUAUUUAUUUACUUUAUUCACCUUGAUGGUACUCUCUAAGGCAGAAUAACUUAAGAUUGGUAAUUCUAAAAGUAAUAAUUUUGAUACAUUUUUUCUGACACAAAAUUUUUACGGUAUAUGCUAAUAUAAAUGGGAGAUUUUACUGUGAGGUCUAAUAUCAUAAUAUGAAAGUCAUUUUCAGAUUACAUGACAGUGAAACUUGUGUGUGAGCCUCUAGAAUUGCUGAAUAUAGAACAUUGACUAACUGUGAUUUUCCUUUUUUGUAGCAGACAAAAUAUGCUUGCUUUGUUUUCUUUGUAGUAUUACAUCUUUUG
Molecule: messenger RNA, 3530 nt
Organism: Cynocephalus volans (Philippine flying lemur)
Lineage: Eukaryota; Metazoa; Chordata; Mammalia; Dermoptera; Cynocephalidae
Product: zinc finger X-chromosomal protein-like
Exons: 9
Coding region: 544-2943 (799 amino acids)
Biological process (GO): regulation of transcription by RNA polymerase II
Cellular component (GO): nucleus
Molecular function (GO): metal ion binding; DNA-binding transcription factor activity, RNA polymerase II-specific; RNA polymerase II cis-regulatory region sequence-specific DNA binding
Source: RefSeq, a predicted model, not a curated record